This is a messenger RNA of Gopherus evgoodei (Goodes thornscrub tortoise), 2615 nucleotides long. It is a transcript of the gene EXOSC6, whose product is annotated as exosome component 6. The record is from RefSeq and is a predicted model, not a curated record. Gene Ontology annotation, cellular component: nuclear exosome (RNase complex); cytoplasmic exosome (RNase complex); nucleolus. The transcript has a single exon. Bases 1 to 804 code for a protein of 267 amino acids. Gene Ontology annotation, biological process: rRNA catabolic process; poly(A)-dependent snoRNA 3'-end processing; U4 snRNA 3'-end processing. NCBI's taxonomy places the organism in Eukaryota, Metazoa, Chordata, Testudines, Testudinidae.
AUGGCGCUGGACCACCGGCGCGUGCCGGGCCCCGAGGAGUCGCAGGCCCCGCUGCUGUACGCGGUGCCCGGCCAGGCGGCCCCGGAGGCGCCGGGCCGGGAGGCGGCGGCGCUGCGGCCGCUGCUGGCGCGGGCCGGGCUGCUGAGCCAGGCCGAGGGCUCGGCCUCCCUGGAGCUGGGCGGCGGCACCAAGGUGCUGUGCGCCGUGCGCGGGCCGCGGGAGGCGGCCGAGGGCCGCGGCCGGCUGCUGUGCGAGUUCCGCCGCGCGCCCUUCUCCGGCCGCGGCGCGCGCCCGCGGCCCGGCCCCGCCGCCGCCGCCCGCGAGCGCGAGCUGGGCCUGGCGCUGCAGGAGGCGCUGGCGCCGGCCGUGCGCCUGGCGCGCUACCCGCGCGCGCGCCUGGAGCUGACGGCGCUCGUGCUGCAGGACGGCGGCUCGGCGCUCGCGGCCGCGCUCUCCGCCGCCGCCCUGGCGCUGGCCGACGCGGGCGUGGAGAUGUUCGACCUGGUGGUGGGCUGCGGCCUGUGCCGCGCGCCCGGGCCCGGCGGCGCCUGGCUGCUGCAGCCCAGCGAGGCCGAGGAGCGCGCGGCCGCCGCCCGCCUCACCGUGGCCCUCAUGCCCGGCCUCAACCAGGUGGCCGGGCUGCUGGGCAGCGGCCAGGGCGGGCCGCCCGAGAGCUGGGCCCAGGCCGUGCGCCUCGGCCUGGAGGGCUGCCAGCGCCUCUACCCGCUGCUGCGCCGCAGCCUGCUGCGCAGCGCCGAGCGCCGGGCGGCCGAGGGCCCGCGGGCCGGGGGGGCCAGCGCCUGAGCCGCGCCGGGCCCGGCCCCAUCCCUUCCCCAGGGAAACUGAUCCCAUCCCCGGUCCUCCAGGAUGAACAGGGUAUGGGGUAGAGAUAAUCUGGGGGGGGUGUCCCAGCAGCCCCCCCUUUCCAGAGUAAUCUGGGGGGUGUCCCAGCAGCCCCCCCUUUCCAGAGUAAUCGGGGGGGGGUGUCCCAGCAGCCCAGCACCCCCCUCCCAGAGGUAAUGUGGGGGAUCCCAGGAGCACCCCUCUCCCAGAGGUAAUCUGGGGGUGCCAGUGGCAAAUCUGAUGUGAGAUCAAUCUCCCCUCGCUGCUGGGGAGCAGGGCAGCAGACCCCCCCCAAAGCUAGUUGAGACCUGCCCCACUGCUGGGGGGGAGCAGAGCCGCAACCCCACCCUCCUGCUGCUGGACUGCUAAGGGGACUGAAUAAUUGAACCACGGAGCAGCGGCACCUCCAAAGGAAAAGCCCCACUGGGAUCCAACAAGGGGGCAAUGUGACCAGAGCCCCAGGCUGCUGCUGGGGUUGCUCCACUCAGCAAGGAAAAGUGAGCCGAUUUGGGGCCUAUCUACCAAGGGGAGCACAUCAGAGACAUUUCCACUGGGGAUUGAGCAGCCCUUAUGCCCUGAGGAUAAUUCUGCACCAGCAUGAUAGCAAAAUUGUGGACAUUUCAAUCGAAAUUGGAACUGAAAACAGGAAGCGGACUCUGGAGAUUGAACAUAUGGAGGGAUUUUUUUUUCUUUUCUUCUCAACUCCAGUACUGAGUGGGGAGAGCUGGAGACAUGUUGUAGAAGAGACUUUACAGAUGGGAGUUAACACUGCGGAAGUUAUAGAAACUGUGGCAAACCUUAGGGCAAGUCCCCCACACCCAGUGACACUCUGUGCCCAUGGCAGCUAUCAUCCGCCAUACUCUUAAGUGUUUUUUUAAAUAUCAGAAAUGGUUUUUGUACUUUAUGGUUAAUACAAUUCAGCAGAUGCCACUGAGAUAUGAACUGGGUUUUGCAGGUUGUUGGUUCAUUUCAAUGAUAUUUUGGUGUGUAGGAAUGUAUUUAGUGUGUGCUCCAGAAAAAAACUGCCCCUCCUGCCUUAGAUUAUUAAAAGGUUUCUGUUGGCUCCUAACUGAUUGCUAGGAUAUGGCAAGAAAUACUGCUGUCAGCAGACAUCUGUUUUAUUGGAUGGUUUGAAAUGUUUUUCUAUGAUUUUUUUGUGACAUUUGUUGAUUAUAUCUUAACUCUUCCCCUAAAAAUCGAGACUGCAUUUUUCAUGGUGUUCAUUUCACUUUCCCUCAAAAUCGAGGGACUCAUGCUAGUGUGAUUAUUUUGGUUUGAUCUGGCCCUUUUUUGUUACCUCUCUGGUUAAAACUGAUCAGUAGGGGUCCUUUACUGUCUGUCAGUGGCACCUCUGCAAAUUAAGCAAUUAACUCAAAUUCUCCAUACAAUGGACAUGUACUAAUGCAGUUUUUUUUCUUUCUGUGGGCUUCAUUACACUUGUAUUCUUUUCAUGUUGCACGCAAAGCAUUGUUAAUUGCCCACAAUAGGAAGAACUGGUAAUGAGAUCCUUCAUGCUGAAUGUGCUGUUAUAGUGUAACUCACCCAACCCCUGGAUUGUAUUGAUUUGAGGGAUGUGUUCCAGACACAAGUGAUGAUGAAAGGGUUUGGUUGUAAUGCUUUGUGACUAAAAUGUGUUCAACAGUCAGAAACCACUUCCCAGUAAAAUCCAGUGCAUAUAUAAGACCUAUUUGUAAUUCACCACCAAAGAUAAUUGUUAAGAUGGGAAACAUUUGUAUAUGAUAAUACAUCUUCUUACUGUGAAGUUCACUUUU